Hemiscyllium ocellatum (epaulette shark) is the source of this 547-nucleotide messenger RNA. RefSeq names its product interferon gamma-like. The record is from RefSeq and is a predicted model, not a curated record. The coding region runs from base 47 to 547 and encodes 166 amino acids. The transcript is spliced from 4 exons. Gene Ontology annotation, cellular component: extracellular region. Gene Ontology annotation, molecular function: type II interferon receptor binding. NCBI's taxonomy places the organism in Eukaryota, Metazoa, Chordata, Chondrichthyes, Orectolobiformes, Hemiscylliidae. Gene Ontology annotation, biological process: immune response.
GACUCACAGCAGUGACUUUGCGGGACUGUUUGAUCUUCUCGAAACUAUGAUACUUUUUACGUGUUUUAUUAUUGGAAUGGUCAGUCAUGUACUUUCAGAUUCUGCUGCAUGUGCGCCUCCACAACUAUUGGAUGAACAACUAACACGGUUGAGCCAAGAGUUUAAUAUAAACCACCCGGAUGUUGGAAAUGGAGGGGCAAUCUUUACCAAUAUGUUAAUGAAAUAUAAACAGAUACCUGAAAAAAAUGUUAUUUUGGAGGCUGUACUGCGCUCAUACUUGGACUUAUUCAAGGUUUUAAAGCAACAAAGUGAAGUCAAGGAGCAUAUCAGCAUUGUUGCUAACAGCUUGAAUGAAUGUGUGACAUCUGCAAAGUACAAAAUGCAAAAUGACCUUCUCAAUGAUCUCAAGAAAUUAAGCAAUAUCAAAUGGGAUGAUCAAAUGGUUCAGCGCAAAGCAAUCCUUGAACUUCGUGAAGUUCUGAACGUAGUGAAAGAUACUGGGAAAAAAAGACGCAAGAGGAACAUGGGAAGGAGGCCAAGGAUCUAA